AUGCCGGCAAACAACAGUCUUGAUACCAGCGAAAUCAAAAAUUGGAGGUCCAUCAUAACGCUGAUUGUCUUUGUUGUUACAAAUAUUAUUGUGCUGUUUCCUUUUCACGUCCCGAUAUACAUUCCGCGAUGGCUUUACAACGCAAUUUUAAGCAGCCUCUACAAAACGCGCAUAAUCCCUCGGCCGAAAGCCCCUCAAAAUCAUGAAAAGCAAAGCUUAUUUGUGGCCUUGCGAUUCCCUUUGAACUUCGUGACAGCACCCUUAAUAGCAGAUUUAUUCCUCCUCGCAAUUCUUGCAAUUGGUCGGCAAGAGGUACACGAUGGAACUGUCGGCGCGGACAACAUUGUCCCUCUGGACAUUAUGGGUUUCUUUCUGACUCUCGCUUACAUCGCCAUCUCUAUCGAUGCAUCCGGCCUGAUCAGAUACUUGGCCUUUAAGGUCCUGCAAAAAGGUGGAGACGUAGGGCACCGGCUGUUCUUCUAUCUCUACGCCUUUUUCUUUAUUCUGGGCAGCUUCAUCGGCAACGAUCCCAUCAUUUUGUCAGGAACGGCAUUUUUGGCCUACAUGACCCGGGUGUCAAGUAACAUUGUUCACCCCCGAGCCUGGAUCCAUAGUCAAUUCGCAGUGGCCAAUAUCGCCUCUGCUAUUCUCGUUUCAUCAAACCCAACCAAUCUGGUUCUUGCCGGCGCUUUCCAGAUCAAGUUCAUCGUGUACACGGCUAACAUGAUCGUUCCCGUGGUUGUAACUGCAAUUGUGGUGUUUCCUUUCCUACUCUACAUCCUGUUUGCCGACUUAUCCCUUAUCCCUGUCUCUAUCAAGAUGCACGAGCUCUCGGAAGAGGCAAAGAAACGCAAACCGGUGAACCCGAAUAUUCCUCAUGCCCGAGGUAAUGCGGAACUUGAAGAGGAAGAAGAGGUCAACAACGAGCAAGGGAAAACACUCUCAUUGGAAGAAAUCAUGAACCCAUUCCUAGACAAAAAGGGAGCCGGAUUCGGAGCUCUGAUCAUGGCUGCUACUCUGAUCACUCUCCUGGCUCUCAAUGCCGCUAGUAACUCUGGUCAUGAGAGACCUGUGUUCUGGGUAACUUUACCAGCAGCUUUCGUCAUGUUCUGCUUUGAUGUUGGGAUGGGCUGGCUUCAUCGGCAUGAAACUCGUGAAAUUGCCGCCAGGGGCAGGCGAGAGAUCGAAAUCGCUCGGACGGAAAGAUGGAGGCGCGAGUCAGCCAAAGCCUCACCCGAGCAACCUGCCUUGGAUCAACACGGCCAUCCGGCUCAACAGGAAGGUGUUCGUUCUGCCGAUGAGAUCUCCUUGGGGGCUGCUGCCAACGAUGUCGAUAUGAAAUCACCUCAGGGCGCCGCCGUCACUCGUCUCUCUGCCUCGGCCUCCUUAUCUGACUCGCAGGGAGUUAUACUCACCUCUUCGCCAGAGCCCAUGGGCCAAUCGCUACCUACCGCUGUCGAUCCGGAGAAACGUGAUAGUUUCGAUUCCACGAGCGAGCAAGAGCCCGCCACCCUGUGGUCACUGGUGGCGAAGUCAUACCGAUGGAUGCAGGAGACAUUCCCCACCGUGACGGUGGUGGCUCUGGUGACAAAAGGCUGGGUUCCUGUGUUUGCCUACGGCUGGGACCACUGGGUGAAUAAGACUGGGACUGUAGGCGCUAUCGGUGGAAUGGCCUUUUUAUCUGUGAUUCUCUGCAACUUUGCGGGAACAAACAUCGGUACAACUAUUCUGCUCUCCCGGGUCAUCCAAGCAUGGAUGCAGAUUCACCGUGAAAACGGUAUUCCUAUCAGCGACCGGACGUUCUGGGCUACCGUGUACAGCAUGGCCAUCGGCGUCAACUUCGGUGCCUUCAGUACUGCGUUUAGUGCAUCGCUGGCUGGCCUUCUGUGGCGAGACAUUCUUGCGAGGAAACAUAUCCGCGUGGGCAGCCUGGAGUUUGCGCGUGUCAAUCUCCCUAUCAUCGCUAUCACCAUGGCUGUCGGAUGCACUGUUCUUGUCGGCGAGGUGUACAUUAUCAGAAGCAACAAGCCAUAUGAUGCGUGA
Molecule: messenger RNA, 2043 nt
Organism: Penicillium chermesinum
Lineage: Eukaryota; Fungi; Ascomycota; Eurotiomycetes; Eurotiales; Aspergillaceae
Product: putative arsenite efflux transporter ArsB-like
Exons: 5
Coding region: 1-2043 (680 amino acids)
Biological process (GO): transmembrane transport
Cellular component (GO): membrane
Source: RefSeq, a predicted model, not a curated record